Molecule: messenger RNA, 929 nt
Organism: Diachasmimorpha longicaudata
Lineage: Eukaryota; Metazoa; Arthropoda; Insecta; Hymenoptera; Braconidae
Product: vitamin K-dependent protein C-like
Exons: 4
Coding region: 355-834 (159 amino acids)
Biological process (GO): proteolysis
Molecular function (GO): serine-type endopeptidase activity
Source: RefSeq, a predicted model, not a curated record
UUUAAAGAAUUUAAAACAUGCCUUUUGCGCUCCUGGACGUUUAGUAUUUCUUCACUGAGUUUUCCGAUUUAUUUGCUUAUUCAUAAGAAGGAAAAAUACAUUGUUCUUUCGCUACUGACAGCAUGUCUUCAGCACUCUGGAUUGGGGUUUCUUUAAUAUCAAUUGGAAGUAUUCAGGAUAUAAAUGCGAUAAACUAUGGAAUAAGAGCUAGCGAAAGUCUUUUUAAAUAUAUGGUAGCUAUUUUCGACAAAGGCACCUUUGCUUGUGGAGGUGCAGUAAUAGGUGCGGCACACAUUCUCACUGGCGGUACUGCGCGGGGUUGAAACAAUAGUUGUGCAUCCAAAUUAUACGCCUAUGAGCAAACAAAAGUGGGACCUCAAGGAGCAUUUCUGUGCUAUCGCGCAAUAUUUACGAAGGCCGUUUAUAAAGGAUGACAUCGCAGUUCUCAAAUUAGACGCACCUCUGCUUCUGGGAGAAAAUAUUGUUCCAGUUGAGUUGCCUCAAAAUGAUUUUCUACCGUAUUGUCAAAUGUUACAUUUUGCCGGAUGGGGUUACACACAGAAUGACAUAAAGGAGCCUCUCUUACGAUUUAUGGAUUUUACUAUUAAGGCUCCCAAUACUUCUGACUACAUGAAUAAUGUAUUUGAUGACCGCCUAUUCAACGCUGUAGAUAUACUCGGCAUACAAACUCCAAACCAGGGAGACAGUGGAGGGCCCCUAGUGUUGAACAAUGUUGUAUAUGGUGUACUAUCCGGUGAAUGGGCAGAUGACGUAGCCGCGUUUAUUAAUGUUUACCGUUACCUUGAUUUUAUUAAAACAGCUAUAGAGCUGUAAAUCUGGCAUUAUAAUUGCUGGGAAUUAUAGUUAAUCUUGGAGUAUAGAAUGAAUAACUAAAUACAUAAAUAAGGGAGUUUUUACAUAAGAAACAU